AGAUAGUUCUGCCACAGUUACCUGUGGUGACAGCGAGAACAAGGGACACAUAUCCCAGGUCCCCAUGGUCUCAGCUCUUACCUCAGAAGGUAGGUUUAAAUUAGGAAAAAAUCCUUUACUGUGAGAGUGGCAAGACUCUGCAGGUUCUUGAGUCAAUCAGAGUCAAGAUUCACAGGGAAGCUGUAGAUGUCCCGUUUCUGGAAGUGUUCAAAGCCAGGCAGGACCAGGCUCGGAACAACCUGAUUUAGUGGAAGGUCUCCCUGCCAUGGCAAAGGGGUUGGAACGAGAUGGUUUUUAAUGUCCCUUCCACCCAGUCCAUUCUGUGACAACCUCGUAUGUAUGUGCUAAAGUACCAGGCUCGUGAAAACACAUAUUACACAAAGGUGAUGAAUUAAAACGCCUUUGCCAUCCCGAGGCUGUCAGCUUGAACUGUGCAGCCCCGGCCUCCCGCGGCGGGCGGCGGGUGCCCAGCGGGGCACGGGGGGAUGCCAGCGGGGUGUCGCGGCUGUGCUGGGUGUCUCCCGUCCCGGUGUCCCCUCAUCCUCCUCCCGCCGCUCCCUCAGCCCGCGGGCGGCGCCUCAGGGGACGCGGCCCCGCGCGGCCGCCACUGCGCAGGCGCCGCCCCGCCCCGCGGAGCCGAGCCGAGGCGCCACUGCCGUGUCGGCCGCCGCAGAUUCGCCAUAAGGCGCCGCACGGGGACCCGAUUGUCGGUGUUGCUUUUUUUUUUUUUUCCAUUUUCCCUCACUCUGUUUUCCAAGCGGGCCGCGCUCGGCCCCCGGCGCGCUGUCCCGCUGAGUCCUCGCGGCGAUGGAGGCGGCGGCUGCAGGGAUCAAUUCCAUCUUCAUGUGUAAGCUUUGUAACUUAUUUUCACCAAAUAAGUCCGAGCUGCUGUCUCACGUCUCAGAGAAGCACACAGAAGAAGGGACCAGUGUGGAUGACAUCGUUAUUCCUCUCCAGCCUCUAACAGUACCCACAAACACAAGCAAAGAUGGAGAAGAGCUUCUCGUAGCGAAGAGGAAAAGGGGCAGACCAAAAGGGUCUACUAAGAAGUUUUGUGUGGAUGAAGAUGUGUCAGAAAACAACCCUGUUCCAAGCAAAGAGGCUCCAGCUGGGACAGAAGAAGGCUCAGAACCAUCUGAGGUCUCACCAGGCAGCCUGGAAUGCAGGAAAUGCAAUCGGAAAUUCUCCAACACACGCCAGCUGACUAAACACAUCUGCAUUAUAGUUCUAAACGAAGGAGAAGAGGAAGGAGAUGGAGGUAAUGAUUCUGACGUUGACCUUGACAGGAAGGAAGAUGAGCGAGAAAAAACUCCCAAGAGGCCCAGAGUUCAGAAAACAGAGAAAACAGCAUCAACUAAGGAGACUGAACAGGUUUCAGGAGCUAAAAAUCCUAUUAUAAGUGUGGUUUUGACAGCCCAUGAAACUAUUCCAGGAGCCAGAAAAAUUGUUCCUCUUGAGGCUUCUCCUCAUGAAAGUGAACCCACAGCUCCAGACAUUGCAGUCCAAGACCCAUCACAACGAAAAGGAUAUCAAGAAUAUGCCAUUCAGCAAACCCCAUAUGAACAGGCAAUGAAAACAAGCAGGUUGGGUCCAACUCAGCUGAAGAUUUUUACAUGUGAAUACUGUAACAAGGUAUUCAAAUUUAAGCACUCCCUCCAAGCACAUCUGAGGAUUCACACAAAUGAGAAGCCUUACAAGUGUUCUUACUGCAGUUAUGCCAGUGCCAUCAAGGCCAACCUGAACGUUCACCUGCGGAAGCACACCGGGGAGAAGUUCAGCUGCGAUUAUUGCCCCUUCACUUGUCUCAGCAAAGGCCAUCUCAAAGUCCAUAUCGAAAGGGUUCAUAAGAAAAUCAAGCAGCAUUGUCGUUUCUGCAAAAAGAAAUACUCAGAUGUUAAAAAUUUGAUCAAGCAUAUGAAGGAAACUCACGACCUUCAAGAUAAAAAGGUGAAAGAUGUUUUUGAUGAGCUUCGCUUGAUGACACGAGAGGGCAAAAGACAACUUCUGUAUGACUGCCAUAUUUGUGAGCGCAAAUUCAAGAACGAGCUGGACCGGGACCGUCACAUGCUUGUUCAUGGUGAUGAAAGACCCUUUGCUUGUGAGCUCUGUGGUCAUGGAGCCACUAAAUACCAAGCCCUGGAGCUUCAUGUUCGAAAGCAUCCUUUUGUAUACGUGUGUUCUGUGUGCCUGAAGAAGUUUGUCAGUUCUGUGAGGCUCCGUGCUCACAUCAAAGAUGUGCACGCAGAUCUGCAGGAAGAUUCUAUUUUUAACAGUUCUAUCAACCAAAGCUUCUGCCUGCUUGAGCCAGGAGGUGACAUCCAGCCAGAAGCCCUUGCUGAGCAGCAGACACAACCUUCAGAUGUCACGAGUGCUGAUGCUGUUAGCACCCCACAGCCAUCUGCUUCUGAAGGUGAAUCAGCAGCUGCAGAUGUGAACCACGAUGGUCAGCAUAAUGGUGAUGUAAAAAUUGAUGCAGUCCUUUCCUUAGAAUUGGAAAAUCCUCUGGUGAAGAAUGUAGAGGAGACACUGUGUCAGACAACAGACGUAGCAGUCCCAGACAUGCAGCCCUGUGCAGCAUCAGAUUGCUUCCUGCUGAAAAAUGGCACUGCUGGUCCUGAGGAGUUAAAAGAUUCUCCUCCAAAUGAAGAGGAAGUUAAUCAGUGCAGUUCUGUAAACGAGCAGGGUGAAGAAAUUCAUCUUUUACUAUCUGAAGACAAAAGUUUAAAUGUGAGUCAGAACAACACAACGAUUGAGAACCUUUCAGUCCUUGAAGAGAGAACCCAGUCUGUUCCUCCUGGUGAAUCAGAAACAAGCAAUCCACCCGUUCAAAAUUCGACAGAACUCAGAGACCCCUUGGCAGCAGCAGAAGCUGGUGCAGCCUCCAGCCCCCAGGCAGCCUCUUCCAACACAGCUACAGCCAACGGGGGAAGUGGAUCCGUGGCCUUCAUGCAGAUCCUGGACAGCCUGCAGAAGAGACAAAUGAACACUGAGCUGCGUGAGAGGAUAAGGAAGGUUUAUGGAGACCUGGAAUGUGAAUACUGCGGCAAGUUGUUUUGGUACCAGGUGCACUAUGACAUGCAUGUCCGUACUCACACUCGAGAACAUUUAUAUUACUGCUCCCAGUGCAAUUAUUCUUCCAUCACCAAGAACUGCCUUAAGCGUCACGUCAUUCAGAAGCACAGCAAUAUUUUACUGAAAUGUCCCACAGAACAUUGUGACUACUCCACUCCAGAUAAAUACAAGCUCCAGGCACACCUUAAAGUUCACACAGAUCUGGAUAAAAAGAGUUAUUCCUGUCCUGUGUGUGAGAAGUCAUUUUCUGAAGAUCGACUUAUAAAAUCUCACAUCAAGACAAAUCACCCUGAGGUUUCAAUGACUACUAUUUCUGAGAUUCUUGGCAGAAGAGUUCAGCUGAAAGGACUUAUUGGAAAACGAGCUGUGAAAUGUCCCCACUGUGAUUUUUAUUUUAUGAAGAAUGGAUCAGACCUUCAACGUCAUAUUUGGGCCCACGAAGGUGUCAAACCCUUCAAGUGUUCCCUCUGUGAAUAUGCCACUCGCAGCAAAAGCAAUCUGAAAGCCCACAUGAAUCGUCACAGCACGGAGAAGACCCACCUUUGUGAUAUGUGUGGGAAAAAGUUCAAAUCAAAAGGCACUCUGAAGAGCCAUAAACUCCUUCAUACUGCUGAUGGAAAGCAGUUUAAAUGCACAGUGUGUGACUAUACAGCUGCCCAGAAACCACAGCUCCUACGUCAUAUGGAACAACACGUCUCUUUCAAGCCCUUCCGCUGUGCACAUUGCCACUAUUCCUGCAAUAUAUCUGGUUCCCUGAAGAGGCAUUACAACAGGAAGCAUCCUAAUGAAGAGUAUGUCAAUGCAGGGUCUGGGGAGCCUGCAGCUGAAGCUCUUAUCCAACAAGGUGGCAUUAAGUGUCCUGUUUGCAGCUUUGUAUACGGUACAAAAUGGGAGUUCAACAGACAUCUUAAAAACAAGCAUGGAAUGAAGUUAGUGGAGAAUGAUGGGGAGACCAAAUGGGAGUUAACUGCCGAAGUUUCUGAAGAAGCAUCCACUCAGUAUCUCCAUAUCACAGAGGCUGGAGAAGAUGUUCAGGGCACCCAAGCUGCUGUGGCUGCAUUACAGAACCUCAGAUACACUUCUGACAACAGUGAAAGACUGGAUCCAACAGCUGUGAACAUCCUGCAGCAGAUCAUUGAGUUGGGUUCAGAAUCCCACGAUGCCACUGCCGUGGCUUCUGUCGUGACCAUGGCACCUGGCACAGUGACAGUGGUGAAGCAGGUGAAAGAGGAGGAGCAGUCAGCCAACCACACGCUGAUGAUCCAGGAGACGCUGCAGCAGUCGGUGGAGCUGGCGGAGCAGCAUCACCUGGUGGUGUCCUCGGAUGAGGUGGAGGGCAUUGAGACUGUCACUGUCUACACCCAGGGUGGAGAGGCUUCAGAAUUCAUUGUUUAUGUCCAGGAAGCCGUGCAGCCUGUGGAGGAGCAAACUGUGGAAGAAUCAGUGCAGGAGCUCUAGAGAACAAUGCUCAAAGGAGAUGAUGUCUUCAUUUGCCAAAGCUGAGGUUUGCGUUGUUAGGUUUUUUUUUGUCCCAACUGAAAGCAAGCAAGCUGAUGGAUUUUCAGUUGAUUUGUGAAGUGAUCUAAUUGGUUGGAUUAUAUGAGUAACUUAGAGAUAUUAUGUGCAAAACCUUCUCAGACUUUUUGUUUCUAAAAAAUGCUUUUAAGGAAAAAGUAUUCUUCCCCUUCUUAGAAGAUCUCUCACUUGAUUCCUGUAAAUUUGCACAAAUAUUGUCUGUUCAAAACUGUGGUAUCCUAUAAUAAAAACCAUCUACAAAGAUAGCUGGAGUGUCUGGAAAAGCCCAUACAUCCCAUUUGAUACAUGCUUCAUGUAUUCUUGACUUGGCUGGAAGCAAAGUUGUUUUUCUGUAAUAAAAGGGCCUCUUAGCUCUGAGUACAUGCCUAGAAAGUGUCUGUGGAGCUGUGGAUCAAACCCAAACAAAGGCUCGAUAUUUAAUUAGAAACACACCACAGAUGGACUGUAGUUUAUACCUGUGAGAUGAUCCUUUGAGUUUGGAAGGUAUUUAAAGCCAUAUGUGAUAAUUCUGGGUAUCAGCAGGAUGACUGUUAUUUAGCUAUUUAAAUAAUGAUAACUUUUUCUAUCCCUCUGAAUAAAUACCUGUCUGGUUUCACAAGGUGAAACCAAAAUCUGUCAAAUCAAGGAAAUAUUCUUUUGUUUUUAAGAAAAAAAAAAAUCAAAAGAUUUGUAAAUGCUAUAAGAGAUAUAUGUUCAUAUGUUUUAAACAGAUGUGCUUGUAAAUAUGACUGUGUGAAAAAGUUUGUACAAAAAGCUUAAGUAAAUAUUGACAAGAAUCAAGAUAUUCUUAAUUAUGCAUGUACAUAGUUUCAGAUUUUUCUUCAUGAACCUUGACUUGUUUCUGGUUUAAUAUUUUUAAAUUUGAGCUAAAAAAUUAUUAAUAAAUAAAAAAAUUGUCACGUUUUCUUAUAAUGCUUUAAUUCCUUAAGUGUUGGUUUCCCUUUCAUAGCUAAUUAAAAACUGCUGG
Prinia subflava (tawny-flanked prinia) is the source of this 5575-nucleotide messenger RNA. It is a transcript of the gene ZFAT, whose product is annotated as zinc finger and AT-hook domain containing. The record is from RefSeq and is a predicted model, not a curated record. NCBI's taxonomy places the organism in Eukaryota, Metazoa, Chordata, Aves, Passeriformes, Cisticolidae. The coding region runs from base 808 to 4530 and encodes 1240 amino acids. Gene Ontology annotation, biological process: regulation of DNA-templated transcription. The transcript has 16 exons. Gene Ontology annotation, molecular function: RNA polymerase II cis-regulatory region sequence-specific DNA binding; DNA-binding transcription factor activity, RNA polymerase II-specific.